CGCAGGCCACCCGGCGGUGCUGCCCGCCGGGCGCACGGCUGGCGGCUCGGGGCAGGCUGGCGGCUCGGGCCAGGCUGGCGGGUCUGCGGCGGGAGAGGGGCUGCGGGUGCUCGGCUCGUGCGACUUUGAGCCCGCGCCGCCCGCGACGAUGACACUCGUCGCGGGCCGCGGCGACGGCAGCUGCGGCAUCUGUGGCGACCUCCCGCAGGCGCUCGCUUUCUGGGCGACGAGCUACCCCGCCGUCUCCAUGUUCGCGCUCGCCCUCCUCUGCGUGGCGGCCGGCUGCUGCUUGCGGCGGCGGCGGCGGCGCCUCGGCGGCGGCGGCGGCGGCGGCGGCGGCAUGUACCUUGGGCCGGGCAUGUAUGUGCCAGCCGCCACCGCCAGAGGCGCGGGAGGGACUGUCCUCGAGAUCCCUCUCCUGGAGGACGAGCCGGCGCCCACCGUUGCGCCCGAGCCGGUCCCGUUGCAAAACGCGCCGCCGGAGGAGGGCGAGGGCUCGGGCGUCCUCCCGAGCGAGAGCGGGCAGGCGACAGCUGGCGGUGGAGCAGGCGCCGCCUGACCAUAGUGACCAUCGUCAGAUUCGAUUCGGGCCGUACCAUCUACCAAAAACCUACCAUGGCAUGCGGACGCGGGACGCGCAUGUGUGUGCAUGUGUUCAUUGAGCGCCCAGAGACACCUCUUAUAAGGUCCCCUCGGGCCCCUUUAGGCAUUAGGGCGGGGGCAAACUGAGGUCUUCCCGCGGCGGUCCCCUAGAACCCCAGGGGUAAGGCCCCAGGGGUGUGGCCCCUUGGUACUGUAGGGGCUAAAGCCGUCUGCGUCU
This is a messenger RNA of Emiliania huxleyi CCMP1516, 820 nucleotides long. RefSeq lists its product as hypothetical. The transcript is spliced from 2 exons. The coding region runs from base 149 to 559 and encodes 136 amino acids. The record is from RefSeq and is a predicted model, not a curated record. NCBI's taxonomy places the organism in Eukaryota, Haptophyta, Isochrysidales, Noelaerhabdaceae.